AUGCCGAAUGAAAAUGGACCCACCCUGGAAGAGAAGGUCAUCGAAGCGAACCCGGAUCAAGCCUUCAUUGAUAAUAUCAUCCGCGGCUUCGGUGGCAUGCUCAACGAGCUGCGUGUCAAUUCUCGACCUCACUUGACGACCUUGGCGAUCUUGGCUGGCGAAUAUCGAGCACAUGCGGAUCAGAUCGUGGACUUGAUCGAGCAGCGGCUGCGCGAGGCGCCCAAGUACCGUAUCCCCGUGCUCUACCUCAUCGACCACAUCAUCAAGGACUUCCCCGACGAGUACGUGCACCACUUCUCGACCAACUUGGUGAAGCUCUUCGCGGAGACGUUCAGGCAUAGCUCACCCGAUCCGGACCGCAAGAAGCUCUACGAGUUGAGGACUACGUGGGACGACGUUUUCCCACCAAGAAUUCUGUACGAGCUGGACAGUACGGUGAAAAACAUCGAUAAAAAGUGGCCGGUUCGUGUAGUCAAGUCGGAACGAUCGUCGCGCACACCACACUCGCAAAGCAGCGAUGAAUUUUCACACAGUGAGACAGAAAGCGAGACCAGGUCUUCACGAUCGCGCCAUCGCCAGAUCGCGGACGAGGACGCCAGAAAGGCCGAGGAAAUGUUGAACGGCGGCGCAUCUGGUGCCGGCCUGCUGCCCAACAACAACGCCGAUCAGACGAGGACGCGAACGCCAUCGUCGGUCUCCUCGCCCAACAACUUGCGUUCGCGACCGCCUUCGACUGUUUCCGAAGACGCACCAAAAUCAACCACUGCCCUUGAUGAGCGAUUGUCGAUGAUCGAGCGGGCCUCGCGAGCCCAGUCCCGAGAGGAUUCAGACUCGGACGACAAUGCCUUAGUGAUCAGCACUCCUCCGCCUACUAAGAUUAAAGAGAAGAAGAAAAAAACUUCUUCUAAUAAACUUAAAAAGGCACCGAGCGCAGGUCGCGUCUCUCAUCCUUCUUCUGGCAUCUCUUCGCCCGUCUCCCAAUUCACCAGCUUGUCAGCUCACAAGUCCCGCGGCUUGAACGAGAUUCUUAACGGAUUGCCGAACAGACGAACGUCGAUCCUCGAACGCCCCGGUGCCGGUGCUCAACAAACUUCGUCGACUGGAGUGAUCACCACGACGCGCGCUAUUCAGACCUCGCAGUACACACGCGACAUGGCUGUCCUUACCGAGCCCGUCGGAAAGAAAGACGCCUCGACCCAGAAAAAGCUCCGCAAGCCCAAACAAGCUCACUUUGGACACCAGUUCUCCCAACGAGCCUUCAAAGUUGCCGCUGGAGUUCAAGCCACGAGAAGCACAAAAGACGCCGAAACACAGUAUCUAGCAGGGGACAGCGAAGACAUCACUUUAAGCCGGGACUUUGAGUCGCGAGCAAUGAUAUACGAGUAUUUGGACAAGCAAACCAAGUCUGCGAAGAACUGUAUCAUGAGUAUGCUUCUUAACAAACAGAUGUAUGACGAUCCUUCCUGCGACUUGACAUUGGUGUGCUCCGAUGGUCAAUUGAAAGCUCACAAGAUCAUUCUGGCAGUUGUUUCCGACUACGUCGCGAGCGAGUCAUGUAUGAGCAAUGAAGUCCACAUCCCGAAGCUCGGCACAUCCCAUCUUCAGAAGAUGAUCAACUACAUCUACAGACAGUUCUACGGUCCCUUCGAAAACAAUGACGAUGUGGCCGACUUUGUCAAGGGAGUGGGAGUGCUAAAGAUUCGCAUGCUCGAUGCUACCGUCGCGAGUCUCAAAGAGGGAAUUCAACAAGGAAAGUCGUACAAGUCCUACUACAUUUCUGGCACGGAAAUUCAAAGUCCAGAUCUGUUGAGAUCAGCAAUGGCAGCGCAAGUCACACCUCAAGCAAGUGACCUCGACGAUGAUGCCCUCAUGGCCAUUGCAGAAGAGAUUGUCGUGCCAGAAGACAAAAAGAAUGAGAAGCGAGUUACGCCGAAACUUUCCAAAGCUGAUCCUAAUAAGGAGAACACCCCGACAGCAAGAACACGUCGAUCCAGAGCUAUUAUCCCUCCCAAAGACUCUGAUGACUCUUCUGGUCCCGAGGACCGCAACGCUGUGAAGUCCCGUGUGCUCAAGAAGCGCAAACAGGAGCCCGCAAAACCAUCUCAAUCUGAAGAGCGUUCGAAACGCUUCCGAAAGGACAAGACACCAGAUCGUGCUUCAGAAACGCCCUCUCGACCACAACGCUCUCGCAGUCGUGUUUCGCAACCUGUCGAAGACAAACCGACCCCAAAACGACAAGAGACACCGAAGGGACGGCCAUCACGACGAGAAGCCCCGAAGACGACGUCCCCCAAGAUUGAGGAUUUCGUGCCGGAAUCAUUCAAGUUCCUCUCGCAUGUGAAGCUGGACGAGUCCGAGGUCAAGGCUGGGCAAAAGCAGUACCCGCAAAAGGAUCUUGACACUCAAACCGAGUCAACGAGCAAGCGAAGCAAAAAGAGCAAGGAAGUUAUAAGCUCUGAUUCUGAGAGCGACGGAGUCGAGCCUGCCCCACCACGAGCAGCGACGAAGUCAGCUUCAGCACCCUCGAUUAACACUCGACCCAAGCGUCGUCUAAGUCGCCAGCCUCAGACUGAGGAAACCGCCAAGGAGGACCGUCUGUCUUUGGCUGCCCAAGUCGUGGUAAAACAGGAGCCGCCUGAGAAAGCCACUCCGAGCCGAGCCACUCGAGUUUCCCUCCGAGCCAGCCGCGCUCAAAAGUCCAAUCCCGAAGAAAGUUCAAAAGACGCCGAUGAAAAGUUGCCGACACCAGUACCUCCGAAAAGUGAGACCCGUUCUACGCGUUCGAAGAGCCCUGCGAUUGCAGCCUUGAAGAAAGAGGUUGACCUUUCUCAAAUAAAGAAGGAAUACAUUAGCCCGAACACUGUCAUCAAGCUCGAGGCGGGAUUAGUUGAAUCUCCAAAGCCUCUUCUUCCUGAACUGGAUGAGGAGAAUAGCGACGAGAUCAAAGAAGAGAACGAGGAGGAGACAGUGGAGACGGAAAUUAAACCCGAAAAGCCGAAGACUGAGGGCCGUGCUACCCGACGAAGAACAAUGCCCGCUAUUUCUAAAUCGGUGAAACCGGUGGCGACGCGAGCGCCCAGCACUCCCAAACCCCAGCCCACCCGUCAAACUCAAAAUAAGUUCAAGCUUCCUUUCACGACGGACAACUACCCGGUCGAGGUCGAGGAAAAGCUCAAAAUGCCAACCGAAGAAUUUAUCGAGCUCACGGGGUACCUGUCGCGAUCCCAGUACCUCGAAGCGUACCUUCGUUCGAAACUAUAA
Oikopleura dioica is the source of this 3261-nucleotide messenger RNA. Lineage: Eukaryota; Metazoa; Chordata; Appendicularia; Copelata; Oikopleuridae. The record is from the annotation of a GenBank genome assembly.